Messenger RNA from Striga hermonthica, 224 nucleotides. The record is from the annotation of a GenBank genome assembly. Lineage: Eukaryota; Viridiplantae; Streptophyta; Magnoliopsida; Lamiales; Orobanchaceae.
GAUACCUAGUGAGCCUCGUCGGAGACGAACCAAAGGCACGAACACCUCAUGACAUUCCUAUCGUUCGUGAGUUCGUGGACGUGUUCCCAGACAAGCUUCCCAGCGGUCCACCUAGCCGACUGGUGGAGUUUUCUAUUGAUCUUAUUCCGAGAGCCAGACUAGUGUCUAAGGCGCCAUAUAGAAUGGCACCUAAAGAGUUACAGGAAUUAAAGUCUUGUUGUUAU